This is a messenger RNA of Cololabis saira (Pacific saury), 1683 nucleotides long. RefSeq names its product tissue-type plasminogen activator-like. Gene Ontology annotation, molecular function: serine-type endopeptidase activity. Lineage: Eukaryota; Metazoa; Chordata; Actinopteri; Beloniformes; Belonidae. The transcript is spliced from 11 exons. The coding region runs from base 144 to 1352 and encodes 402 amino acids. Gene Ontology annotation, biological process: regulation of cell adhesion mediated by integrin; plasminogen activation. The record is from RefSeq and is a predicted model, not a curated record.
AGCAACAACUGAACCAGCAGCAGAGUGAAUGCAAGUCGUCCUACAACUCAGCAUAUCAGAGGAGUCAGAGAGGAGAGGAACUGCUUCAGCCAGGAGGGAUAGACUUGUCAGCGAUAAAAAUAUCCCAUUAAGCAGAAGUGAAGAUGAAUUUAUUUGUCAUUAUAUCCGUCCUUGCAGCUCUCAGUGUUGAUGCGGCUUUUUCCAGAAAACGCUACGUAAAGAGCAAAAGGGAGUGUCGGUACAAGAAUGGGAGCAGUUACAGGGGUUUUGUUGACAAGUCGUCAAAUGGUCACAAGUGUCUCAACUGGAGAAGGGUUGAACAUACUUGGGGAGCACAUACUUGGGGAGCUGAAGAGGGAAUUGGCAACCACAAUUACUGCAGGAAUCCUAACAACAAGCUGAUGCCUUGGUGCUAUGUCCAAAAAGAAAAGACAAUUCGAAAACGGUUCUGCAACAUUCCCGAAUGUGAGAGGCCAACGGUAAAACCAACGGUCAAACCAAAGGUAAAACCAACAGAGAGCACUGCACCUCCUGUGGAUACAGAGCUGACGUGUGGUGAGCGGCAUCAACGGAGGAUGAAUAAAAUUGUUGGUGGCUCCUUUAUACCCAUAGAGUCACACCCAUGGAUUGCUGCUAUUUUUCAAAAACGCAGCAGGUUUCUUUGUGGUGGUUCUCUCAUUUCACCCUGCUGGGUGCUCACAGCUGCACACUGCUUCCCUGAAGGUAAGGACACCAUACUCAAGCAUCUGUCCAUGUACCUGGGGAAGUCUGCCACCAACGAAAGUAAUCCUGAAAGGGAACAGAGCUUUUCUGUGGAAAAACUGAUCAUCCAUCAAAACUUUAAUGAGCUCAACUAUAACAAUGACAUAGCACUGCUGAAGAUCAAAAACGAUGAAGGUUGUGCAGUCAAAAUGGAUUCUGUGAGGACAGUUUGCCUUCCUCCUCCUUACACUCAGCUUCCUCCAGGGGUCACGUGCAACAUCGCAGGAUUCGGGAAGGAAAACUUCAACUCCUGGCACUACUCACAGCUCUUGAAACAGGCGGAGGUGACACUGCUGCCCAACGCUGAGUGCAAAAGAGAAGUCUCCUAUGAAAAGCUCUUCACUGAAAACAUGUUCUGCGCUGCAAGCCCUGACUGGAGCACAGAUGCCUGCAAAGGUGACUCUGGCGGUCCAUUAGUGUGUGAAGCAGCCGGCCGCAUGUUUCUGUUCGGGGUGGUGAGCUGGGGUGAAGGUUGUGCCAGUGUGAACAAGCCAGGUGUUUACACACAGGUAACCCAAUACAACAAGUGGAUUGCGGCAAAAACUGGGCUCCUCAAAUACACGAAUGGACUGAUGUAUCCUCAAAAAUGAAACCACGGGAGACUUUAUGUAGUCUGUUGAGCACAGUAUUCUUCGAGAAAGGGACAUUUUGCAGCAGUUUUGUAAGCUCAGUUUGUAUAUAUAGUAAGUGUUUGGAGGUUGUAGUUUUUAGAUAGUGAUGCAUGAUAAAGACAAUUCUGAUGUUCAGAACACAGACUGGCAGGCCGAAAACAUCAAAAUAACAGGAUUGUUUCUCGGAGAGGAUCAUCCAAAACAUAUAAAGUAGUAUGAAGCUUACAGUUGUGUUUAAAAGUUGUCAAAUUAGUAUUUUGUGUGUUGAGUUAUAAUGUGUCCUCAACAAUUAUAGUGUAGUGAAUUAUUU